Molecule: messenger RNA, 832 nt
Organism: Bipolaris maydis ATCC 48331
Lineage: Eukaryota; Fungi; Ascomycota; Dothideomycetes; Pleosporales; Pleosporaceae
Source: RefSeq, a predicted model, not a curated record
AUGACUGCUAUUCGCACAGGCUAUGCUAAAACUUGUACUCUUUCUAAGCCUUAUUGUCAACGUUGCGACCGAACCUUCGAUACCAUUCGAGCAAGAGACCAGCAUCUCGAUGCCUCAGCUCGUCACCACAUUUGCGAUGUCUGUCCGUUCGACGGCUCCUCCUAUGAUGAGUUGGUACAACACCACCGUAGCACGCUUCAUAGGAUUAUGUGCGACGGUUGUGACGAUGGUGGGUGGUGGAUACCGGAUAGCCAAGCGUACAAAGACCAUUUGAGGGAUGAUAAUGUGUGUGCGAGAUGCGAGCGUCAUUUCAAUAGCCCCAGCAAUCUGCGACAUCACAAACUGGUGCACCUACCGCCUUCUGUAGAAUGCUAUGGUUGCACUCGAUCCUUCACUACUUAUUUUGGGAUGAUAAUCCAUCUAGAGUCUGGGACUUGUACGUCUGGCAUUGAUAUUCUUGACUUGAACGAGUCAGCUGCAAUGUGUUAUCAGUGGCAGAAGUUCCUGGACGAGGAAUACCGUGACGACAUCCUUCGCUGUUAUGAUUUGGAGGAAGAGUGCGAUGGCGCGGUUUAUCCGUUUAGGUGUCCAGAAUGCGACACUACGUUUUCGAAGCUUUCAGGACUCUUUCAGCACGUAGGUAGUGGGUCUUGCGAACAGAGGCUGAACGGCGGGCCGAUAGCUAAGCUUGUGAAGUGGUUGUCAAAUAGGCAUGCCUAGUAAGCAGAUUUGGAAGAGCUAUUGCAAGGCCAUAUUUUAAUCGAAGAGUGACUACAAAGGCAAACUGACGCUAUUUGUAUUGAAAUAGCUACUCAUAUUGAAACCAUAUAAG